CUCAAAUUUACGAUUUGUGCUGCAGCCAUGGCAGUUUGUUUUAAAAUGUUAUAUCUUUACCGUACAGUUAUAACAUUUACUAACCUUUAUUGGUUUCAGCCUUUGGCCUUCUUGCUCUUCGUCUUACCCGUUUUGCUCCCGUGUGUUGUUACUAUAUAUAUAUAUAUAGACUAUAUUAAUAUUACUAGUGAAGUGUGUAGUCACCGAGUCAGUAAUUCAUGAUUCAUGAAUUACGAUAUAUCAUCAAUGGUCGUAUGAGAGAUGAAAAUCAAGAACUGCUUCAUUUAGGCCUAAGCCUUACUUAACCAAGUUUUACUUCAAAGAUAACUGUCUUACAGUCUUUGAGCUGAGUUCUAAACUCUACAGCUACAGGGCAAACACGCUUACGUCAAAGAUGACAGGGGUUUUCAAAUUAGAAAUGGAAAUUGGAAAAAUAGAUGUCAGAUGACUACCCACACUUAAGUUUAGCCUCUCAGUUUAGCCAAGCUUAAACUUAUUAAUUGUCAUUCUUAUCUCUACGAUUUGAAUUUUUAAAUUUAAUUUGGUAUUUUAUCUAAAAACUUCCACACUUAUCAUGACUUAUACUUAUAUUUAAUAGUUAUUAUUUUGUAUACUAAAUUGUAAGGAUUUUUAUAUUUUUAAAGAGAUUUGUAUGGCAUCACAGCGGAUUGGCAAGGUCUUUUACAAAAAUGCUGCACUAUUCAUCUGUGACAUGCAAGAAAAAUUCCGACCAACUAUUCAAUACUUUCCCCAAAUUUUGACUGUGGCAGAGCGACUACUGAAAGGUGCACAGACAUUAGACAUGCCUGUUAUUGUUACAGAGCAGUAUCCAAAAGGUAUUGGUUGUAUACACUAAUAAUGUCAAAUAUAAUUUUUGCAUUAAUGCACACUUUUGGUUUAAAAAUGUAAGUAAUUUCAAUUUGAACAUUAACUUUUAUAUUAACUUAAGGAGCUGUCCAUAAAGUAUGGCACACUACUUUUUGGACAGUUUUUACCCCAUCCCCCUGUCCCAAAUCUCAACUCCCCCCACAAGUAUGUCAUGCUUGGUAACUAAAUAUAAAAGACACUUCACUAUUCAUUAUUUCAGAUUUUAUAUGUACGAUUUUUAAAAAAAAUUAAAUGUGUGAUUUCACACAAGAUAACCCCCCCCCCCAACUUGUGUCACAAAAUGUCACACUUUGUUAUGGUUAGACCCCCCGUCCCCCCUCGGGAGUGUGAUAUACUAAAUGGAUGGACAGCCCCUAAUCAAAGCAUUGAUCCCACAAUAUUCAAAAUGAAUAAUUUUUUUAUUAAAAAUGUUAGCUGAUUAUGUUUUUCAAAUGAAAUCUGAUUAUUAUGUUUUAUAGGACUGGGCCAUACGGUACCAGAACUGGAUGUUAGUCAACACAAAGUGGUCUCUAAAACUUCAUUCUCCAUGAUUGUGCCUGGUGUUGAAGCUGAGCUACAAAAAUUAAAUGGUACAUCAUUCACUCAUUCUUUUUAUUUGGUCGUAAGACAAAUUGGUUGUAAUCCUAAUUUUUAAAAAUUACAAAUUGUGGCAUAUUUAAUAUCAACAGUGGCUUUGAAAAAAUUUAUUUAUUUAAUAUUUAUGUUUAAACAUACCUGCCAAACUGUAUGGUUAACCGUACUUUGUGCAGCUUUCGUACAUUCUCCGAGAGGUGUAUGACCAUAUAGGCUAUUGUAUUGUUUUGACUGGAUUUAUAAAAGAAAUACUUUUGCACAAGACACACAUCCAAUAAUUUUAACAUUGGACAACAGGAAGCUAAAUUUAGAGACUGAGGGCGGUUUCAUUGAUGUCUUUCGUUAAUACUAAGACAGCGUAGUACAUUAGUAACUAUUUGAGUAGUAAACCAUAAUUACAAAUCUGUUUGAGGAAUUCAUUACAAAAUCUGCUUUGUUAGGCAGCACACUUUUAAUUUCUAUUAAAUUCUUAUACUUAUUAAAUAUUACUAUCAGGGACCAGCAUUGGUCAUUAUUCCUAUUUAUUACUUCAGCAUGGCUUAAUUUAACAUGUUAAUCGCUAUCUAAAACUAAAAGCUCCUGUUAACUUCUUCAUUGUGUAAGUAUAAUUUAUUUGAGCCAAAAUCAAUGAGAAUUGUAGGCUAAUAUAUAUUUUUUUUUUAAUUAAAUGCCAGCUGGAAACUUCCUAGUAACAUAAUAUUCUAUUCAUAUAGUGCAUAGAGAUUUUUUAUUAAACAUCCAUCUGUCUAUCCUCAUGACAUUUUACUCUAGUACCGUAUGGUGAAGUUAAACGUUGACGGUAAAAUGAACUUGGUAACUUUGUCAAGACUAACAUGAUGAUAUAUUACUUCAUUAAUGUAAAUACAGGAAUCUUUAUUACUACAGCUAAAGUAUGUCACACUUUGGAACUAAAUAAUUGUUACGGUACAAAAUUGAAAACGAAUUAAAAUUUAAUGUAAAGCACACUUCACUACCGCUAUCAAAGGUAUAAUAAAAGUGACAUCUUCUGUCAGAAUACAUCCACUACAAUUGAAAAUUCAACAUCACUGUCGAUUGCAGGUUUUACAUGUAUGAUAAAUAAAAUUUAAAAUGUGGGAUGUCACACAAGAUCUUCACCCACCCCCAUGGCACAAGUUAUCAAACUUUCUGGGAACCCUGCCCCCACAUUCCCUCUGGAGCAUGAUGUUCUAUAUGGACAACCCCUAAUUACAUAUAAUUUGUUAUAAAAUUCAUCUUCAAUGUCCAUUUUUUACAACUUGCUAUUGACCCAUGUAAAAAUACUUAAAAUUUUAUUAAAAUCUGACAUAAAACAAGCUAAGUUUAUUUGUAAAAUUGCUAUCUACCCAUUUAUGAAUGAUGUUAACAUGCUAAAAAUCUGCAUGUAGCAAAGAGGAGUUAAUUCAUUUCAAUUCCUGAAAUCAAAACAGAUUUGAUUUCAAUGAAAAAAAAUUUAAAUGGUACUUUUUUCAAGUUUUCAUUUUUUCUGCACAUUUUUUCAUGUUGUGGUAGUUUUUUGUGUGGCAAUUUUUUUUAUCCCAUAGGUUGGCAUGUAUGAUUUGCAUAACAUUGCUGUCUUAACAGUCUAUGGUAAACUCCUGGCAUUAUUCAAAAAUAAAUUGAACACCUUUAACUGUUUGUCCAAUAUUUGAAAAGUAUAAAUUUACUUGGCAAAUAAAUGCAAUAAAGAUUAAUGACGUUCUUCUACUUCCAGAUGUCAAGUCCAUUAUUUUGUGUGGCAUUGAAGCUCAUGCCUGUGUUCAACAAACUGUCUUUGAUUUGGUUGAGAAGAAUUAUGAUGUUCAUGUAAUAGUUGAUGCUUGUUCAAGUAGAAAUCUGGCUGACAGGUAUGUCUGAAAAUUUUAAUGCGUUCUUCAAUUUUUUUUUGUUUUACCAUUUAUCAAUUGUUGAUAUCAGCACCAGAAAAAAGCAGUGUAUUUUGUAUACGAAUUAUUAAAAGCUAAGGAUUGUUUCCCUUUAACAGGGAUAAGCAACCUGUAAGUGUGUGGGAUGAAAAAAAAAAGCAAACUACAAACAUUAUUAGAAGAAACUUACAAAGGGAAGAAAAAGAAACACUUCUAUAGAGUAGGACAAUCAAAGAAUUUCAGUCAUGAUACAACAAUCAAGAUAGGCAAAAGUUGUACAUUCAUCAUGUCACAGUGAAAGUGGAAUUAUAAUGUAAGGCAUUUAAAAAAAAGGAAUUAUUCAUCAUUUUUUGUUUACAGUGCUUAUUAAAUAAUUGUAUUUUAUCAAGGUAAUAUAUUUCAAUCAGGCAAGUAGUUGUAUAUUUAUUUUAAAAAUUUAAGGUGUGACACUUCACUGGCUGGAAAUUUUUGUAAAUUUAUUUAAUUGUUUAUAGUUACUAGAGAAAGAAGCUUGCGAUUUUGGAGGUAAUUUUCAUUAAUAGUGUGAAUUUGUGAACUACUUUAAACCACCGGUAGUGCUAAACAUUCUUUCUAUCAUGGCCAUGAGCCACUUGGAGCAUCAUGGUUUGUUUCUUAAUAAAACUAGGUAUAUAUUUACAUUUUUACUUUUGUUUUGGGUCAAGAUUUUAAUUUUCAGACAAGAAAUAAAUUUAAAAACCACAAGGCACAAUCAGAACGUAAAAAAAAACUAUUUUUGUCAUAUUUAUCGUAUUUUGAGGGUAGUUUGCAAGAAUUUUCUCAUUACAACUAGGGAUAAGGUUACCAAAAGCAAUCACAAUGUAAAUGUGGAUUUGUCUAAUUUGGAAAUCUUUCCUAAACUGGUUUAGUUGUGAUUAUAGAAAUUAUUAUAAGUGUAGAUAAUAAUUAAAUGUUUUGGAAUUCAAAACUUGAAGGUAAGUUGGAACAUUUGUUUAACUAUUGAAUGCUUUUCUCUUGUAAAUAAUAAUUUAAGAAUAGUACCAAAAACUGUUUUAGAUUCAUCUGAAAGAAAAUUCAUUUAUCUUCAAAAUGAUAUAAGACAUAUAAAAAUAUGUUAAUGUUAACAGCAAUGUUCAAUUCAGGUAAGCAUGGUUUUUCAGUGCAGAAGCUGACAAGUUAGGGGAUUGGAUUUCAGUAACACUGGAAUUCACCUUUAUUUAAUUGGAAUAUAUAUCAUCUUUUAAAAUCCUCUUAAACCUUCUUUGAACCAAGCACCGUUUCAGUAUCUCUUUAUAUGAAAUAUGAAUAAUUCACAUCAUAAAAUAUCAGACCUGUUUACUCUUACGAUUUUGGCGUACAAUGUACGAUUUUGAGGUGUAUACAUUAUAUAUACAGCACGUUUUUGCUCUAUAAAGAGAAUGUAUUGAACGAUUAUAUGAUGAUAUUGUACGAUUUUAAGGGUUUGAGGGUAAACAGGUCUGAAAUAUUCAUAAUUGAACAUUUCAGUCUGAGAUUAAUUAUGAUAACAUGUAUUUUAAAAAAAUGCUUAUUCCCAAAUUCCACUUUAAUAAUGAUACAGCGGAACACUUCAGAAGUAGUGCACAUUUAAAAAAUGUUUUAACUGGUCUCUUUUCCCAGAAUGUUUGCCUUUGAGCGCAUGAAAUCUGCGGGUGCCCACCUCACAACCAGUGAAAGUAUCCUUCUGGGCCUCGUACGGGAUGCCGCUCAUCCAAAGUUCAAACAAAUACAACAAAUUAUUAUGGAACCUUCCCCUGAAAGUGGUUUGUUAUCAUAUUCAUAGUCUUUUAUUGAACUUCUCAGCCUGGUUGCUAAUGUGGUCUCGUUUAUUUAAUCUAAGUGUAAUGUAUCAACAUUGUUAUAAAUACUAUGAAUUUUUUCAUGCAAACAGUGGUGUAGGAAGGGGUGUGGCUUUUUUUUGCCAACUGCAGAGUUUUUUUCUUUAAAGAGGGGCAAAAAACUCUUGACCUGCCCUCGUCAGCGUUAACCCUAACUUCACCACUGAAUUCAUAUCAUAAUAGCAUUCAGUUAUGUUGAAUAUUUUGCUACAUGGAUACUGACUAAGAUGUUAGGUCUACAAAAAUAUUUAUUACAUUGUUAUAACGAUGGUGUUCAGUUUGAUAGAAACAUUUUGAUUCCAACUCAAUGGUAAGAUACUUACCUGUAGUCUUGUUCUGUGAUGAAAAUUGGUGGCUUUGAUUUGAUUAUUUUAAAGCCAAGUUUUUUUUCCUGAAUACUUAUUACUAAUUAAUCUUUUUUUUUUUAAGAUCUUUAAAAAAAUUUUUUUUUACAAUCAAGCUCCUAAGGGACUUUUUUUGGACUCAAGAGAGCAUAUUGAUAUUUAAAGGUAGAUAAUUCCUGACAUGGCACAGUUAUAGUUAGUUUUAGGCACAAAAAAGAAAGAGUUUAUUCCAUUGGGAUUACCUGUGCAUUAUCACAAUUUAUGGAAGCAGCACAUGAGAAAUUUUGCUGUACUCCUCAGAUUUAUUUUUAGUUGUUGUUUUUUUAAGUUAAAGAUGUGUCAAAAUAUGUUAUCCUUGCUACCGGUAGGCAAAUGUUGUGUAUAAUUAGAUGCACUAAAAUUAUUGUCAGUAAGAAUUAUAUAAAUAAUUCAUAUUGGUUUCUGAAAUUUGUUAAUUGAUUUAAAAAAUGCAGCAUUAAUUUUUUUUUAUAUUAAGGAUAUUUUUUUUCUAUGUAAAUCACAAACAAAUUUACCUACCUUGCUUUUGUUCACUAACCAACAAACCAGUCACUUCCACUUAUAAAAUGAUGGAAAGAAGUAGGCUUGCAUGAAGUACUGGCUGUUUAUUCCAAUUUUUUUUUAAUAACUAUAUUUUGGUAGUAAACAUUUUUGUAUCAUUUCCACUUUCUGAAACUUUGUUACAAAGAUGAAGAAGGAAUCUUUGAAAUGCUAAAAUUAGUUGUAGUUGGACCUUUUGGAAAUAGGAAUUGAUUUCAAAACCAUAUUUCAGCUUUUUAAUUUUUGAUUUACCGGUAUAUUGUUUGAUGACAGUACAGAAAUGAAUUAUACUCAGGAAUAUUUAAUACCGAAAAGAGCUAGACAUAUUUAUUAAACAAUCUUUGAAUUUAUUCAACCUGUACUGUCAGAAUUAAUUUCUAUAGUUAAGAGUAAUAGAGUUUUAAACAAUUCUUGUUAAUAAUUUAUUUCAAUUAUAAAUGAUAUAAUCAGAAACAAUUAAAAUAUGCUUACAAACCCUGUUUAUUUUUGGUUUGUCAUAAAUGAUACUGAUCAGUGUUCAUACAAUCGACACGUUUAUUAAUGUAGAAAGUUGGCAGACUCAAUCUCUAUCUACAGCAGGGAUAUCGACUGACUGGCUGCUCCAUAGAACUAUGCAGUCCCCUGAUCUUCAAUUUUUACACUGGGUUGAGUUAAAAUACAUUUAUUCAAAAAUGUAGGGCUAUUAUCUAGGCAUGUAUUAUUUGAAACAAAUUAUAUUUCAGCAAAUUUAACCAUUUGAUACAUUUCUGUAUCAUUCUGUUUUAGGAUACUGAUACAAGAAUAAUAUGUAGGGUAAAAAUAGAUGAAACUUUUCUGACAACUGAUGGUGACAACACUAAUAU
This is a messenger RNA of Lymnaea stagnalis (great pond snail), 6902 nucleotides long. Lineage: Eukaryota; Metazoa; Mollusca; Gastropoda; Lymnaeidae. The record is from the annotation of a GenBank genome assembly.